Oncorhynchus mykiss (rainbow trout) is the source of this 1052-nucleotide messenger RNA. It is a transcript of the gene hspb7, whose product is annotated as heat shock protein family B (small) member 7. Gene Ontology annotation, biological process: heart development. NCBI's taxonomy places the organism in Eukaryota, Metazoa, Chordata, Actinopteri, Salmoniformes, Salmonidae. The record is from RefSeq and is a predicted model, not a curated record. Gene Ontology annotation, cellular component: nucleus; cytoplasm.
AGAGCCUGUAUGUGUGACUGACUGGCUAUGCUCGUGCACACACUUAACCGACACACUUAUCCAAAAGAUAGACACAGACACACAUUUUUAAACAGUGGGAAAGUAAAGAUAGCAUUUUACGAACUACCCAAAGAUCUGCCCACUUUCCCUCUGAUGUAAACUGCGUGGACUGGGCCAAGACUGAACAACAAGGAUAUCUUCCCUUUCUCUCUUUAAAAAGCGGAUCCUUUUCCCACCUCUCAGGCAGAUAGCCAUCAAUGAGUGUGACCAACUCCUCUGCCUACAGAUCGGAACGCAGCUUCCAGCAGACCUCUUCCUCCUCCUCAUCCUCCAACAACCCAUACAUGGAGAAGAGCAGGGGGCUCUUUGCAGAGGACUUUGGCUCUUUCAUGCGUCCUGGAACGGAUGCCUUGGGAUUUCCCAGUCGGACAGGGACAGCAGGGAAGAUCAAGACAAUGGGAGACAGCUACCAGUUCACAGUGGAUGUCCAAGACUUCUCUCCAGAGGACGUCAUUGUCACCACCUCCAACAACCAGAUCGAAGUACAUGCAGAAAAGUUGGCAGCGGAUGGCACAGUGAUGAACACUUUCACCCACAAGUGCCAGCUACCUGAGGAUGUGGACCCCACCUCUGUGACAUCAUCAUUGGGCACCGAGGGAACGCUAACAGUCAAGGCCCGUAGAAACCCAUCCAAGCAUGAGCUCACACAGACCUUCCGCACUGAGAUCAAGAUCUAAGAAGACAGACAGGACUCUCCCAUGAGCCAUGACCCCUGAACCCCCACUGCCUGUAUUUUGUAAUGCUAUAUUCCGUUUUUCUCAUUUAAUGUCUUUAUCAUUAUAUGUUCAUUCUGCCCUUUAAGCUGGAACGUUUUUUUCUUCUGCCAUACCACCUCCUCAAAAUACCACAUCCUCCAAUAGCUGCCUUGGAUUGACAACAGUUAGCCUAAUUUGUUCUUGUGUUUUCCCAGUUAUUACACAUCACUUCCACACAUACACACAUCACCUCCACACACACACACACACACACACACACACACACACACACACACA